Oryzias latipes (Japanese medaka) is the source of this 4365-nucleotide messenger RNA. The record is from RefSeq and is a predicted model, not a curated record. NCBI's taxonomy places the organism in Eukaryota, Metazoa, Chordata, Actinopteri, Beloniformes, Adrianichthyidae.
GAAAACUGUGCAACUACAUGAGCUGACAGAACUGGAGACACAGUUCUUUAGCAGCCAACAAACAGUUUCCCACAUCCAGGAAAGAAUCAAAUCCUUGAAAAACGCCAUGCAGAUGGCCAGAGAAAUACGACGCGUACCCUUUCUGGACCAGUACUGCGUCCUGGAUAAGUUGUUGGAGACACUGAGGGCUCCUGUGGAUUCAUUUGAUUUGAAGCGCAUCUCUCUGGGGUCCAGUAUGAGUUGUGUUUUUCAGGAAGAAAAUCUAGACCAGAGUUUGUCUUUGUCUUUGAAGAUGGAAAAAAGAAGCCUAAAACUAUGUGGUGCUGUGGAGGGGGGCUGCAGUGGCACCAAGCUCCCCAACUUCCAAGAACAGGACCAGGAGAACCUGAGGUCACAAAGUAUCACACCAAGCCCAAAACCCUCUGACAUAAUCGACUUUUCUAGCCUCAGCUCCUGCUCAGACCUUCAAAGCCCAGAUGUAAUUGUUGAAGAGGUCUUAGAGGAGGAGGUGGAGGAGUUAGUUGACCCUGUCACUGGCCCUGACCGGAUGAGCAAGAAACUGAGACACCAGAGUAAAAAACGAAGGCACCAGUCUUUUAAAAAGCAACAUGACUCCAAGUGGGUGGUGGUGAGCCACAUUGUGAGUCCAGCCCACUUUUAUGUUCGCCAUGUGGCAGACAAACUGGAAAGCGAGGUCCUGUCAAAGAGAAUUCACAACCUCUGCUCUGGAAAUGGCUGUUCUUUUGCACUUGGAGACUCGCUAGAAAGCAAAUCUCUCGUCUUUGUGCUGUCCAAAGAGAGACAGUGGUGCCGCUCCAGAGUGGUAGAAAUCCUUCAGCAAGGAAACUUGGAGGCUGUGAAAAUCUGUCCAGUCACACAGCUGGCUGGGGUUUACGUUUACUCUCUAGACUUUGGAUUCUGCAGAAGGAUAAACAUUCAAAGUGAGGACGGUACACCUGAAAGUACUCUAAAGGCUGUGAACAACCAACUGAGAAAGAUUUGUGAAGACGUCAAACUGGAGCUUAGUGGCUUUGUCCCACAAGCCAUCAGAUGUUCACUGAAAGACCUCGUCCCAUAUGAUUUGGGCAAAGGCUGGGAUAACAGGGCGCUCGUUGCUUUCCGCGCUAUAACUGGCUCUGCAGCAUUGGAGAUGCAACCUUUGGGUCGAGACAGAGAUGCGUUGUUGGUGGAUCUAAGAAAGAUUCCAGUGGAACAACACAGUGAUGUACCCAUCUCUCUCAGAGAGUAUCUUGUUUUCAACGAAGUUGCCAGGUUUUAUUAUCCAGUGAUUACGGACAGAAAGCCUUUGCUGUACUACCCUCCAGUUUAUCCCAGAGUCAACACAGAACUCAAUGUGGUGGUCUGCCACAUCAACAGCCCUGGUGACUUCUACGUCCAAGCGGUUGACAGCAUGGAGUCAUUGCUGCUCACAACCAGACUUCAGGACUGCUAUAACACUCCAGCUGUGCUUGAAGAUGAAGAGCUUAAAGUCUACUGUCCGGAGAUUGGACAGCCCUGUGUUGCCCGCUUUGAAGAAAACCUGUGGUACAGAGCACAGGUCAUCGGUUGUCCAAGAGCAAGUAAAGUGGAGGUGCUCUAUGUGGAUUUUGGCAAUAGGAAAAUCAUUCCAGUCAGUGACCUACGGAAGAUCAAGAAUGAGUUCUUCACACUUCCUGCCAUGGCCAUCCCCUGUUGUUUGGCAGACGUGAUUCCUUUCGAUGGAGAGACCUGGAGUGAAGUCUGCACCAGCAGAUUCAUCAGUUUAACAUACCAGAAGCUGGUCCUCAUUUUUGUAACGGAAAGAGUUUCCAGACCUGCACCGAUACCGGUUACAGUCUUUGAGAGUGAUGGAGCACAAGCUAACAUAGCUGAGGUUCUGGUUAAAGAAGAGCUGGCCUGCUGUAAAGACAAGAUGAAAACCAACAAAGCCAGUCUGUUUGACAAUGAUGCUGACAUAUGGGAUCCUGUAUUGGAGAUCAGUUCUGCAAAACCAAGCAGUUAUCCUUCAGGCAAAACUGAUUGUAGAGAACAGAACAAGGAACUAUUGGACUUACAGAUUCACCUGCGAUCUCCUGAUCAGCUCAAAGACCUGACUGUCAGGAUCAGCCAUGUCUGCUCACCAAGCAGCUUCUAUGUCCAGUUCACCCAGUAUGACGCACAGCUCCAAAGGAUCUGUGAAAAGGUGAGGAGUGAGUGUGAACUCACAGAGCCACAGGAGGUGGUGUGGAAGGCAGACAUGUUUUGCGCUGCGUACAUCAACGGAGUCUGGGAGCGAGGGCAGAUCUGCGCCGACCUCACUUCCACUGACACGGCAGAAGUGAGACGAUGUGACCAUGGCAACACAGAGAAGCUGCAUGUCAGCAGUCUGCGGCCAUUGCCAUCCUCUUUGAUCGGCUCCAUGUCACUUGAGUGCUCUCUUGAUGAUAUCACGCCUACGGGGGGGCAAUCAGUCUGGACUAGUACAGCAAUUGACUUGUUCUCCCACUACGUAAGCGGGGCAGUGGCUCUAAUCACUAUUAAGGAGCCUACAGAGGAACGCCCAGUACCUGUCACCUUGUUCUGCUCCAACAAAAUAGGGCAGUAUGUCAGCAUGUCAGACUUCCUUGUUCAUGAAGGGCUCGCACUGGGGAAAAGAAAGCCCAGCAGAGAUCCUAUCAUCCAAAAACCUGAGGAAAAAGAUGUAAGGUCUCCAACCACCAAGACGCAAACAAAUGAGAAAAAAAACUCCUCUCUGUCCCUGUUGCUUAAAACUUCCCUCGAAGGGACUCUCACCCCUCCAAAACCAAGCCCCCGCCGCCUUAAUUCAACUGCAAAGGUUAAGACUUCAUUGUACAACGCGCCACAGCUGCCAUCUCCGGGCCACAUCCAGAUGACGGUCACUGCUGUUGGAGAUGACGGUGUCAUUUAUGGCAGAUCUCAAGAUUUAGAGUGUCAGCUGCAGCAGCUUUGUUUAAGGAUCCAGCAGACCUGGAAGACUCUACCCGAACCAAAGCCCUACACCUGGAAGUCUGUUCUGGGCUGUGCUGUGUUUGGAUCGGACUCGCUGUGGUACAGAGGACAGAUUCUCUCCGUGCUGGGAGGAAACGUUGAGGUGCAAUAUGUGGAUCAUGGGUUUGUGGAGAACAUCCCGAUGGCUCAUGUGUACCCAGUGCUGCUGUGUGCUGAUGUCCCUCAGCUCUGUAUACCCUGUAAGCUUCACGGCAUCAACCCUCUGGGCGGGAGGUGGCAGGAGUUUACCGUCGCCUUCUUGAGGGAGCUGCUGCAGAACCGCUUUGUUGACGUGCAAAUAUUGGAUUUGCCAGCUGAUCCAAGAGGGCCUCUUACCGUGCAGAUCUUUCUAGAUGGCCUGAAUCUCAAUGAGAUCCUGUCUCACCACGGGCAUGGUUCUGUGGAUGCAGCCAUUGCAGCAGAAGAGGAGCACACAGCCAUUCCUCCAACCCCAAUCCUGGAUGUCUGGGAUAUUACCACAGAGGGUCUUGUAGAAACCCAGGAGCCCAUGUUGGGGCCUUUUGUUUCCCCAAACCUGCCACAGGAGGGGGACCACUUCAAAGUCCAGGUCAAGCAUCUGUGUACCCCUAAUGAGGUGUUUCUUUGGCCUCUGGAGGGAGCUGUUGACACUGAAGUUGAGGGAGAGACUCUGGAAGAGGCUUUGUUCAGAAUCAAUGCAAACAUCAGCACUCUGCCGCCGCUCACCUGCUUCAACAGUGGUUAUCCAUGUCUGGCAGAAUACAGCGACGGGAAGUACUACCGGGCCAAACUGCUGCAGAUCACCAGCUUGGAACCCGUCACACUGUUGGUCCAGCAUGUCGACUUUGGUUCGGAUGACGCACUCCCCCCCAGAAAGUUGCGUCAGAUGCCGGCAGAUCUGCUGAAGUUUCCAACUCAGGUGCUGAAAGUUCGAAUUGCCGGCUUGAAGGCUCCAACCAUCAGCCAGCAGAAAGACGUUCUUCCCUACAGCCCCGGAUGGAGCGUGGCAGCUGCAAUGGAAAUGAUCGACCUGCUGCACGGCAGCAUCACAGCUACUGUUGUCGCUCGAGAGCCUGAUGUGGUUGUGCAGCUUUACAACAAGGAUGGAGAGCUGGUCCACCUGGGCCUGGUGAACAAAGGACUGGCUGAGCUGGAGUGAAGUUGAUCUGGAACAUCUGCUGCUGGUCGAGCAAAUGUUUCCUGCCCGACAGGUUUCUUCAGUGAUUUAUAUAUUUUUAUUUAUAGAUUUUAGUUCUGAAGUGUUGUUGAAAUGGGACUUUUUGCUGUUGUGAGCAGUUCAUCUCAGAUUCAGCUGUUAGGUUUUAACUCAUUUGUGUUGCUGGUUUCAUCUGAGACAUUUGUUUGAAGAUACGAAAAUAAAAGCUCUUCAUUUCUGUC